AUGACAAUCAAUGUUAGACUAAGAGUUAAUAAUACAAAGGAUGGAUCAGAGUACUAUCAUCCUCUUGAAGAUACAACCAAUUCAAUCGGAAGAACAUGUCCUCCGAUCAUCGCCGAUUCAAGAAUAAGUCGAAAACAUGCAGAAAUCAUAGUGUCUCAAGAAACAUCGACUGUGACAUACCUUCAAUUGGGUCAGAAUAUUGGAAAGUUGUUUAGAAGUAAUAGCACUACGGCUGCUAAUAAUAAUGGUAGUGGUGGUGGAAGUGGUGGAUGUGUUGGUAGUGGUGGUAGCUCUAAUGGAACAAGUAGUGACAAACCAAUCAAACUGGUCAAGGGUCAACCUGCAACAUUACUGGCCAAUGGUGAUACUAUCUAUCUUUGCGAUCACACUGAUAUCAUAUUGACCGUCAUCAUUGAAGACGAUCAAAUACAACCAAUGGAAACUGGUAUUGAAGAUGAUCAAGCUACUCAAGUAGAUGAUUUAGAUUUAUUCCAUGAUGAUGACUUUCAAGCUGCAUCUGCCGAUAAUGGUGAAGAUGGAGACGAUGGUGAUGAUGGUGAUGGUGAUGGUGAAGGGGAUCAAGAUGAUCAAUUAUUAAAGAAAAGAGAUAGAGGUGAUUAUGAACAACAAGGUAGAGUAACAAAAGACCGAUUAAAAAAGAUUAAAUAUGCAACACGACCUGCUGUCAAUGCAAACAAUCCCGGAGAUGUACAAAUAGCAACAACAGUUACAACAACUACUACUACUACAACUACAAAUAACAAUAAUACAAUUCAAAUUAAUACAACUGUUCAACAACAACAAACACCACAAAAACAACAACAAAUGGUUGCACCUCAAAGUAAACCAAAUAGUUCACCAAUUUAUAUUGCAGAUGAUACAAGAGUUAAUUUAUCUGAAGAUGAAUUGGUAUAUAUUCGUAGACUUGGACAAGGUUCAUGUGGAGAGGUUAGUCAAUAUGAAUGGAGAGGUACACAAGUGGCUGUCAAGAUCAUUUUCAGAUCAUUGAUUCACAAGGAAAAGAAUGGAGAGUUUGAAAAGGAGACUCAAAUAUUAAAGUGUCUCAGACAUCCAAAUGUCGUACUCUUUAUGGGUACUUGUUUGCUCAAGGGUAAUCUUGCCAUCAUCACAGAGUACCUAAACAAGGGAUCACUCCGCGAUGUACUAAACUCAAAAUCACAUUUGUCAUGGAACACUAAAAUCAAAAUGAUGUUGGAUGUUGCUCAAGGAAUGAACUAUCUUCAUUCUUACAAUCCAAAAAUCAUUCAUCGUGAUCUCAAAUCACUCAACCUCUUGGUAGAUAAUAACUAUAACGUUAAAGUUAGUGAUUUUGGUUUAUCCCGUUUUUCAACUGGUAAUGAAGCUCGUACUUUUUGUGGUACGUUACCUUGGAUUGCUCCUGAAGUAUUUACAAGAUCAGGAUAUUCAACAAAAGCAGAUGUAUUUAGUUUUGGUGUAGUUUUAUGGGAAGUUUUAACAAGACAAACACCAUCUGGUAAUAUUGCUGGUUCUACCAAUGGUCAUCCUGAUAUUCCACCUGAUUGUCCAAUACCUUUUGCUCAAUUAAUUAAAGAUUGUUGUUCAAAAUCACCAGAACAAAGACCAAACUUUACACAAAUUAUAAAUAGAUUAAAAUCAAUGUUUGUAAUUAAAAAGGAAAAUGAAAACAAAUCAAAUAAUAGUCAAGAUGAAAAUAAUAAUAGUAAUAAUAAUAAUAAUAAUAAUAAGGAAAAGGAAGAAGUAAAGAAUCAAAAAUUAUAUGAAUGGAAGAUUGAUAAUAGUGAAAUAUCACAAUUAACAUUUAUCAAAAAGACAGAAACCUAUACAUUGUUUUCUGGUAUGUACAAGGGUGAAUUGGUAGCACUCAAAACAUUUCAACAGAGUGUACAGGAUUUUGAAAGAAAGGAACUGUCUGUAUUGGCCAAUCUUCAAUCACCGAGGAUUCUAUCAUUUCAUGGUGUAGUGUACAAUGAAGAUGAAUAUGCUCUUGUCACUAGUACCUAUGGUCAAUCACUACUCCAACAUAUGACCGACACCACCCCUGACAUUGUAUUCAAUUGGCAACAUACUAUUGACCUUGCCAUUCAAGUUGCAGAAUGUCUACACACACUGCAUCAAUUUAAACCUGCUAUUUUACACAGAGGCAUUACUAGCGAAUGCUUUGUAUUCAAAUCCAAUAGUCAAGAACAACACAUGCUUGCCAUUGGUGAUUUUGGUCUUUCAAGAUUUAAUACUCAUGAAAAUCUACUUUCACUUGCUCAAAUUAAAGGAAGUUAUAUUUAUUCUCCACCUGAAUUAUUCAAGUCAGUUAAAUAUAGUAUAAAAUCAGAUAUUUAUAGUUUUUCAAUUGUAUUGUGGGAACUCAUUGAAAGAUGUUUAAAGGGUAGUUAUCAAACUCCAUUCUCUGAUAUUAAAUUGGAUUAUGAUUUUCAAAUUAUUCAUCAAACUAGUAAAUUUAACAAAAGACCAUUAUUGGAUGAUAAAAUACCACAAGGAUUAGUUAAAUUAUUAAAAUCUUGUUGGGAUUCUGAUCCUCAACAGAGACCUGAUACUGAACGUAUCAUUGCUAUAUUAAAAGAACAAAAAGAGAAAUUGAGUUCUCCCAACUCAAACUCAAAUUCAUCCUAA
Messenger RNA from Cavenderia fasciculata, 2628 nucleotides. RefSeq names its product SMAD/FHA domain-containing protein. The coding region runs from base 1 to 2628 and encodes 875 amino acids. NCBI's taxonomy places the organism in Eukaryota, Evosea, Eumycetozoa, Acytosteliales, Cavenderiaceae. The record is from RefSeq and is a predicted model, not a curated record. Gene Ontology annotation, molecular function: ATP binding; protein kinase activity; protein binding. The transcript has 6 exons. Gene Ontology annotation, biological process: protein phosphorylation.